This is a messenger RNA of Ostertagia ostertagi, 309 nucleotides long. Lineage: Eukaryota; Metazoa; Nematoda; Chromadorea; Rhabditida; Trichostrongylidae. The record is from the annotation of a GenBank genome assembly.
AUGUACCGGCAAAAUCGCUGCUACAGCUGUAUGUCACCGAUGUACGAGGAAUUCUUUAAAAAUGGCUUGGACAGGUAUUUCACCCCGCCCAAGAAUUUUUCCUAUCAGUGCGAUGAGCCGAUGAAUCCCGAGUCGAUGCAUUUGGUGUCAUGUCGGACGAUAUGCCUAACUGUACAGCAGGACCUCUAUGUGAUGGGUCAACCAACCGGUAAACGGCUGUUCAUGCGUGGAUGUGCUCUUACGAUGGCUAGGAGAGGCUUGAACAACCAUACACUUAGCAUGUUCGAUCGUUAUGACAUUUGCAGGUAA